AUUUAUAUCGACACAAUGACCUCCUCCAGGAAUGUUUGCCUUUUUCUGGCCGUGCUCAUCGCCUACGAUUCGCUGGCUCCGAGCCAAGCCUUUGAGCUCUCGCCGACGAUGAAAAAGCAAGUAGCAAAGCUUAAGGAUCGCUGCAUUAAACAGACAGGAGCAUCCGCAGAACGAAUGCUCCAGGCGAAGAAAGACCAGGUAUUGCCCGAUGAUCCGGCCUUCAAAUGCUUUCUGCACUGCAUGUUUGACAUGUUAGGACUGAUCGACAGCCACAACGUAAUGCAAUUGGAGUCUCUGAUCGAAGUCUUGCCUGAAGAGAUUCACCCCGAGAUCAACGACAACUGCGGCACCCAAAAGGGAAUUGAUGGCUGCGACACGGCUUUUCUAACCGUCAAGUGCUAUCUCAGUGUGAACAAAGAUUUCAUCACGGAGCAGAUAAUGAAUUCAAUGCAAUAGAAGUUCUCACACACCUGUAGAGGUCGCGAUCCACAAUCCCCAGAAGGAGCAAACAGCGCAGG
This is a messenger RNA of Drosophila persimilis, 518 nucleotides long. RefSeq names its product general odorant-binding protein 69a (gene Obp69a). Gene Ontology annotation, biological process: sensory perception of smell. NCBI's taxonomy places the organism in Eukaryota, Metazoa, Arthropoda, Insecta, Diptera, Drosophilidae. The record is from RefSeq and is a predicted model, not a curated record. Gene Ontology annotation, molecular function: odorant binding.